GCUCGGAAAGAUUCAGGAGGAGAGCAAACAGUACUGAGCAUCAAGACCAGUCCUAACACGACAGGAAAAUACAAGCAGUCGGAAGGAGAAGCAAAGAAUCACGCUGCGAAGCAGGAAAUCAAACCUGAACAUUCAAAAGGCUCUCGUUUGUCCCUGCCAUCAUCUGAUGGUAAAACAGCAAGAGAGUUGAGGGAUAAGGCCACGCCUUUGAAACCUAGCUCUAAGCUUGUCUCUCUGAAACGAAACGAAGAGACUGCUGAAAAAGCACAAGGCGCUCCAAGUUCAGCGUCAAAGUCAAAAGCUGCUUCAGGGAAGGAAGAGAAGACAACACCAAAGAAGGAGAAAAUUUCCCCCAAGAAGACUGAGUCUGUAAGUCCCGAGGACUCUGAAAAGAGGCGGAUCAAUUACCAGGCCUACCGAAGCUUCCUUAAUCGCGAGGGUCCAAAAGCGCUGGGUUCCAAAGAGAUACCUCAGGGAGCUGAAAACUGCUUGGAAGGCCUAACGUUUGUCAUCACAGGCGUUCUGGAGUGUAUUGAAAGAGAUGAGGCCAAGUCUCUCAUUGAACGUUAUGGAGGAAAAGUAACUGGCAACGUCAGCAAGAAGACAAACUAUCUGGUUAUGGGGCGAGACUGCGGCCAGUCGAAGUGUGAAAAGGCAUCAACUUUAGGGACAAAAAUUAUUGAUGAGGAUGGUCUGUUUGAUCUUAUUCGAACUAUGCCAGGCAAGAAGUCCAAAUAUGAGCUGGCGGCUGAAACAGAGGCAAAGAAAGUGGAGUCAAGACCUAAAAAGACACCACAGAAAGCUGAAGCUGGAAAAAGGAAUUUCAGCCCCUUCAAAAGGGAAGCUGAUAAUAAAAAAAUGAAGUCUACUCCCGAAAAAGGAGAAACCUUCAAAUCUGUCAAGAAGAAAGACAGCACUGCUGUUCGAAAGCUUACCGACUUCAAAUGCCGGACUGCAGAGGAGAAAGGAGCCCCACAGCCGAAGGAGAACUUGGUUUCUGGGGUUACUGAAGACAAAGCAGAGAGAUUGCUAUGGGUAGAUAAAUACAAGCCUGUAUCCCUUAAGGCAAUAAUUGGACAGCAGGGUGAGCAAAGCUGUGCCAAUAAACUGCUCCGCUGGCUCAGAAACUGGCACAGGAAUACCUCGGAAGAUGGACAAGCAAAGACGAAUAAAACUGGAGGCAAGGAUGAUGGUGCAGGUUUUAAAGCAGCACUGCUUUCUGGUCCACCUGGAGUUGGUAAAACCACUACAGCUUCUCUGGUCUGUAAGGAGCUGGGGUACAGCUUUGUGGAGCUGAAUGCCAGCGACACGCGCAGCAGGAACAGUCUAAAGGAAGUAGUUGCUGAAUCGCUCGACAACACCAGCAUCAAGGAGUUCUGCUCUGGCACAUCCUCAUCAGUUAGCGGGAAACAUGUAUUGAUCAUGGAUGAAGUGGAUGGUAUGGCAGGCAAUGAAGACAGAGGAGGGAUUCAGGAGUUGAUUGGUUUGAUUAGACACACGAAGAUACCCAUCAUCUGUAUGUGUAAUGACCGCAACCACCCUAAAAUGCGUUCCUUGGUCCACUACUGUUUCGAUCUUCGUUUUCAGAGACCUCGUCUAGAACAGAUUAAGGGUGCCAUGAUGUCCAUUGCAUUUAAAGAAGGCUUGAAAAUUCCACCACCUGCUAUGCAAGAGAUAAUCCUGGCAGCCAAUCAGGACAUCAGACAGGUUUUACAUAACCUUAAUAUGUGGUGUGCAAAAGAUAAAUCGUUGACUUACGAUGAGGCUAAAACGGAUGCCAGCAGAGCCAAAAAGGACAUCAAACUGGGCCCUUUUGAUGUCGUCCGGAAGGUUUUUGCUGCUGGCGAGGAGGCUUCUCGUAUGUCUCUUAUAGACAAAUCGGAUCUCUUCUUCCAUGAUUAUUCCCUAGCACCUCUCUUUGUUCAAGAGAACUAUGUACAUGUGAAACCAGCUGCUGCUGGAGGAAACCUGAAAAAGCACUUGGUGCUCUUGAGCAGAGCAGCUGAUAGUAUAUGUGAUGGUGAUAUUGUGGACAAACAGAUUCGUAGCAAGCAGAACUGGAAUCUUCUUCCAACGCAGGCCAUUUAUGCCAGUGUUCUCCCGGGGGAGCUGAUGAGAGGUUACAUGUCCCAGUUUCCCAUCUUUCCCAGCUGGCUGGGGAAAUUUUCAUCCACAGGCAAACACGACCGCGUCAUUCAAGAACUGGCAAUGCACAUGAGUCUCAGAACCCAGACGUGCAAGAGGACAGUGAAUCUGGAGUACCUGCCCUAUUUGCGGGAUGCACUUGUCCAGCCCUUGAAAGACGGUGGAGCAGAUGGUGUACAAGAAGCUAUAACCUUCAUGGACUCUUACUGCUUGAUGAAGGAAGACAUCGAAAAUAUCAUGGAGAUAAGCACGUGGGGAGGCAAACCCAGUCCUUUUUCAAAGCUGGAUCCCAAGGUCAAAGCAGCUUUUACACGUGCCUACAACAAGGAGGCGCAUCUGACUCCAUAUUCCCUUGGUUCUGUCAAGACCUCUAAAAGGCAGUCUGGGUCCGGAGUGAGCUUGGAUCUGAAUGAGGACCUGAAUGUGGAAGAGACCCAGUCUGAUGAGGAUGAGCAGGACACUGUGGAAAGUGAUGCAAUGAUUAAGCAAAAAAAGGCAAAGUCUUCCAAGCCGCCAAAAAGAGAGAAAAAUGAAGAAACAGCAAAAAAGGAAGGGAAGAGAAAAGAGAAAACAAGACAUUAA
Eurypyga helias (sunbittern) is the source of this 2727-nucleotide messenger RNA. It is a transcript of the gene RFC1, whose product is annotated as replication factor C (activator 1) 1, 145kDa. The annotation marks the transcript as partial. The record is from RefSeq and is a predicted model, not a curated record. Lineage: Eukaryota; Metazoa; Chordata; Aves; Eurypygiformes; Eurypygidae. The transcript has 18 exons. Gene Ontology annotation, molecular function: DNA clamp unloader activity; DNA clamp loader activity; DNA binding. Gene Ontology annotation, biological process: DNA replication; DNA repair. Gene Ontology annotation, cellular component: DNA replication factor C complex; nucleus.